AUGUCGAGGAUAGACAAGCUCUCCAUCUCCGGUGUCCGGUCCUUCAGUCCAGCCGUGCGUGAGGCUAUCCAGUUUAACACCCCGCUUACCCUCAUCGUUGGCUACAAUGGAUCCGGAAAGACGACCAUCAUCGAAUGUCUCAAGUAUGCGACCACCGGUGAACAGCCCCCAAACAGCAAGGUUGGGGGUGCCUUUAUUCACGAUCCAAAGCUCGCUGGCGAAAAAGAAGUCCUGGCUCAGGUCAAGCUACAGUUUCGCUCCAUCAACGACCGGCAACAUGUGGCCACUCGGAGCAUGCAGCUCACUGCUAAAAAGAACACCCGAUCGCUAAAGACGCUUGACUGCUCGCUGGUGGUUGUCAACAAUGGCGAGCGGACGACAACUUCGACCAGAACAGCACAGCUUGACGAAAUGAUUCCCGAACGACUCGGCGUUUCUCGCGCUGUCCUCGAUGCCGUCAUAUUCUGCCACCAAGAUGAAUCGCUUUGGCCACUUAGCGAGCCUUCAGCAUUGAAGAAGCGUUUCGACGAAAUUUUCGAGGCCCAAAAAUAUACAAAGGCCAUUGAGAACUUAAAGGUGCUUCGGAAGAAACAGGUGGAGCAGCUUUCGAUGCUGCAGAACGACGAGGCCCACAACAAGGCCAACAAGGAUAGGGGCGAACGGGCUGAGAAGCGUAUGAGUGGGCUCCAAACUGAGAUUGAAACGGCUCGCGACAAGUGCGAAGAUCUCACGAAGGAGAUGGAGGCAACACAGGGUAGAAUAACACAGAAGCAUCAACAGGCCAACAGCUUCCUCCAGAUCGUGCAAAACCUCAACAACAAGCGGGAGCAGCUUGAAUACCGCCAAGAUGCCAUUAACGAGCUCAAACAGACAAUUGAUGAAUUGCCUGAAACUGAUGAUGCCCUGGAGCGCGCUCUGUCCCAGUAUGAGGAAAGUAUGGGGCGCUAUCAGGAAGAGGCUGAGCAAAACAAGGCACAGUACGCCGAGCUCCAACAAGAACUGACAAACCACCGCCAAAGUCAAUCGGCAAAGUUGGCCGAACAGGGAAAACUACAGUCUGACAAGGAGAAAUAUGAACGACAACUAAAAGCGCGAGUGCAGUUGGUCCAGGAGGCUGCAAGCCAAUACAACUUUAGAGGCUUUGAUGAAGACGUAAGCGAUCAGUAUAUACAGGCUUUCCAAGACAAGAUUCAGAAGCUCUUGACCGAAAAGAGGCGAGAUUUGGAACGACUCCAGAAGGAGAACGCCGCGGAGCUAGAUAAGGCUACAGCCGUCAUUACUGAGCUAGAGGGGCGCAAAGCGGCCAGGACUCAAGAUCGUGUCUCUGCCAAACAGCGCAUGGGGGCUAUAGAAAAGCGUACAAGCGUCCUUCAGAAUGAAGCUGGGAACAUUGACGUUGAUGAGGGAGCCAAGGCGAUUCUUGACGGACAGCUUAAUGAGCUGGAAUCUAGAUUCAAGCAUGCCCAGCAAGAACUGGAAAAGUCAAACUGGGACCAACAGCUGACUGAAGCCAAUGAUAAGCAGUGGCAGCUGGACAACGAAAAUGAGAAACUUGGUCGCGAGCUCGUUGAGUGCACGCGGCUGGCGUCGGAGCGCGCACAGCUGGAGCUGAGGAAGAAGGAGAUGUCAGAUCGAAAACGAAAACUUGACACUCUGAUAGAGACGUGGAAGCCUAAGCUAAGUAGCAUCCUCGGAGAUGACUGGGAGCCGCAUACUCUGGAUUCUCGAUUCCAGUCGAUUCAAAGCCGCCAAAGCAAAGCCGUACAAGAGGCGCAAAAGCGUCGAGAUCAGACAAGGCAGAAACAGCAGAAGGUAGAGUAUAAGCUAAAAACUGCCAAAGAGACGCACAGUAAGAAGACGCAGGAGAUGAACCAGCGGAAGCAAGAAGUUGUUGCUGCGCUGCAAAACGUACGCGAUAAUGCGGUGGUGGAAGACUAUGUGGACGAAGUUGCUGCUGUGGAACAACAGGUUGAAGAGCUCCGGACCGAUCUCAGCCUUUUUGAUGCCUUAUUUGACUAUUACAACAAGUGCAAGCGUAUGCUGGAUACACAAAAGAAGUGCAGGCUGUGCGAUCGUCAUUUUGACGAUGGCCAAAGCGCAGCUCUUGACCGCCUGAGCAAGAAGAUCGAUAAGCACUUGGAUCCAAAAGGCAAAGUCGAUACUGAAAAGGACUUGAAAGAGGCCGUGGAUAAUCUGGAAGCGCUGCGUGCGGUGCGAUCAGCGUUUGAUACGUAUGAGCGACUCUCAGCAGAGCUGCCCGCUCUCCAAGACGAAUGGAAAACUGCUGAAAAUGAAUUCGAGACUCUGGAAAAAGAACUCGAAGAAGAAGACGCUCUGGUUGCUGCAGCAGAGGAGAAGCUAAGAGACCUCGGAGAUUUGGCCAAAACAGUUGCAAAUAUUUCCCAAACUGUCAGAGAUAUCAAGGAUGCCGAGGCCCAGGUAGACCGCAUCGUCUCGCAGCAAUCGUCUGGCGGCGUGACUCGCAGCGUAGAAGAGAUUCAUGAGCUUCAGUCAAGCAUAUCUGAGCAGAUCAGAACUCUGAAGAAUAGAAUCACCAAGCUCACAACCGAUAGGCAGCGGAUGAAAGACCAAGUCAACUCGCUUGAACUUGAGAAGAGUGAGCUGCGGAACAAGAUUGGUCGCACCGCAGGACAGCUUGAGAAGAAGAAAGACCUGCAGAACCAGAUCCAGACACUCAAAGAAGACUACACCCAUCAGCGCGAAGUGAUCCAGAGGACCGACGAAGAAUUGGAAAAAUUGGAGCCCAGCAUUACAGAGGCACGGUCAGCUCGCGAUGAGACAAUCCGUCAUGGUCGAUCAAAGGAACAGGUCAUUACUGACGAGCGAGAUGCCAUCGCCAAUUCCAUCGCCGAGAUCAAGAAGAUGGAUAACGAUAUCCAGGACUAUGUUGAUCGCGGUGGCCUGACCAACCUUGCAUCUAACCAGCGUGCCCUCGCCUCUCUCGACACAGCCAUCAGCACUACAGAGAAGGAGAUCGCCGAUGUUACAGUACGGACCAACAAACUCAAGCAAGACAUUGAUAGCGGAGAUCGGAAAAGGAAGAAUAUUAGCGAUAAUCUAAAUUAUCGCAAACACUUGCGGACCCUCGACGUUCUACGCAAAGACAUUGGGGACCUUGAAGAUCGAAAUGCUCACGAAGACUACGAAAGGCUUCAGGCGGAGGCCCGUUCUCUGGAGAACACAGCCAACCGGCUGGUAGCAGAGCGUGGGUCUGUCAUGGGCACAAUGAAGUCGAAGGACGAAGAGCUCGGCCGCCUCCUACAGGAGUGGGACAUGGAUUUCAAGGACGCCAAGAAGAAGUACCGGGAGUCCCAUAUCCGCGUGGAAACUACAAAGGCGGCGAUCCAGGAUCUGACCCAAUGCGGCUCUGCCGUGGACAAGGCGGUGAUGCAGUACCACUCCAUGAAGAUGGAAGACGUCAAUCGCAUCGCGAGCGAGCUAUGGCAGACAACGUACCAGGGCACCGACAUUGACACCAUCCUUAUCCGCUCAGACAAUGAGACUGCCAGCAACAAACGCAACUACAACUACCGCCUGUGCAUGGUCAAACAGGACACCGAGAUGGACAUGCGGGGCCGCUGCUCGGCAGGCCAGAAAGUCCUUGCCAGCAUCAUCAUUCGCCUGGCCCUGGCGGAGUCCUUUGGCGUCAACUGCGGGCUCAUUGCGCUGGACGAGCCGACGACCAACCUGGACAGGGACAACAUCAAGUCCUUGGCGGAGAGUCUACACCGCAUCAUCAAGACGAGGCAGCAGCAGAGCAACUUUCAGCUCAUUGUGAUUACGCACGACGAGGAGUUUUUGAGACAUAUGCGGUGCAGCGACUUUUGCGAUAGCUUUUUUAGGGUGAAGAGAGAUGAGAAGCAGAAUAGCGUGAUUUCGAGGGAGAGCAUUACCAAGAUCUUUUAG
Molecule: messenger RNA, 3927 nt
Organism: Trichoderma gamsii
Lineage: Eukaryota; Fungi; Ascomycota; Sordariomycetes; Hypocreales; Hypocreaceae
Product: DNA repair protein RAD50
Exons: 2
Coding region: 1-3927 (1308 amino acids)
Biological process (GO): telomere maintenance via recombination; double-strand break repair; telomere maintenance via telomerase
Cellular component (GO): condensed nuclear chromosome; Mre11 complex; nucleus
Molecular function (GO): double-stranded telomeric DNA binding; G-quadruplex DNA binding; single-stranded telomeric DNA binding
Source: RefSeq, a predicted model, not a curated record